AACAAACACACCCAAUCUUGCUCCUUCCAGGGGUGAGGUCAACCUGUACAUCGAUCGAUGUGCUUGGUAUCACCUGUCCAUCUAGCCUCUUGACACCCGAGUUGGAUAUUCAAGUCCCUUACCAUCUUGUUGAAAAGCUAGGACGGGCGUCUCAAGGGCCUGAUUCGGCGCCCCCCGUCAAAGAUCCAAACACACUGCCUUGUCAAGUGCCCUGUCGACCACCGACGAGUCUCCGCGCAGCGACUUGAAUGCGAGAGCAGGAUACGCACCGGCAUGUGGUCAUCAAGAUCAUGCGGUGACUCACGGACGAAAACGGCGCUCGGUUGUCGGCUGCGGACCCGGCGCUUCCCCGCGCGAGCGAGAAGGCAUGCGCAGCAGCCGAUACCCGGGGCCUAGUUCUGUUGAUGGCGUCGUUGCAUCCGCUAGACCAGGCACAGACGGUGGAUGGGACUAAGUGGAUCGUCCGACGGUGCAUACCGUGCACAGCCAAGAGCCACUGGUGUCUUGAUACCCGCGGAAGGAUAUAUGAGGAGGGAGGUGGGGGGAGCUGGAAAGUGCGACGGGCGGCGUAAAAGUUCCGCACACGAUUGGUUGCCAUAGUGCACCUCCAUUCAGUAACGUCGGCCGGCGGAGGGAGACCGACAAUCUUCUGCUCUUCCUCUUCCUCUUCCUCCUCUUCCUCCUGCGUCGUCUCUCGUCCUUCCCUCACUACUUCCGCCACGUUUUCUCUCCAAGCUUUGUCUUGUUAUGUCGUCUUCCUCAUCUGUCCAAUCCAGGGCGAGUUCAUCCGCGUCUUCCACGACCCGCUCGCUCUCAUCCUCGUUCUCCUCCUCGCGCCCCGCGUCUUCUUCUUCCGCACGAUCCAUAUCGCCUUCCGCUCUCUCUUCAUCUGCCUUACAUUCGUUAUUUAUCUCUUCUGCUUCACUUUCAAAAUCUUCUUCCUCGGCGUCUUCCUCGACGCUUUCGGUAUUCUCGUCGACUGUCGCGAUUCCUUCCUCGACGCUCUCAGUUUCUUCCUCGUCGGCGUCCAUCGCACCUCCGACGCUGUCGGUGCUCCCUCCGACCCAGAUCCCCGCUCCCAUCGAAUCCACGUCACGUCCAAACAAGACGACAAGGACGAUCAUCGCCGCGUCGAUCGCGGGCGCCGUCGUGCUAAUCCUCGCCGCCGCCCUGAUCGCCUUCCUCGCUCUCCGCCGCCGCCGCCGCGCGCAGAAGCCGACCAUGAUCCACCUCUGGGCACCCGACGAGGAGGAGAAGACGCUCGACCUGUCCGCGCGGUCUUGGACGGAGGACCGGAACAAGGCAGCAGGCGCGGAGUGGACGCCUCCCCCGACGCCUGGCUUCCCGGGCGUUGCGUUCCCAGGUGCCCCCGCCGCUGCCGCUGCCGACCCGUCCCCCUCCGGACCGCGGCCGUCGACCUCGCGCGCGUCGAUCGUCUCCGCGGCCCGCAGCGCGCGCACCACGGGCCCCGCGGCCCGGGGGAGCACGGCGAGCCUCAAGACGCCGCACUACACGACGCGGCAUCUGAGCCUGACGGCGGGCACGCACGGCUUCGGCCAGGACCUCGCGUGGCGCGACGCGCACUACGAGGAGGUGCUCCCCGUCCCGGACGCGUUCGCCGUGCCCGAGGUGUUGCCCGUGCCCGUGCCUAUGCCAAAACCCGCCACGGUGGUGGCGGCGGCGUCUGCGGAGCUGCCCGUCGUUGGCGUGGUGGUGCCGCCCACGCCGGGCCGCGUACCGCACCAGGACAUGCCGCAUCACCCGACCGCGUUCCAGGGAUCGAUGGCGUCGUCGGUGUCCUCGCGAUACUCGACCGUGUCGAUGCCGGACUCGGGAGCGGGGCGGCGUCUGUAGAUGGAUCAACGGAAGUGAAAUAUAGAAUUACCAGUGUAAUAUCGUAUUUUCUCCUCGUAAUGACCUAUGGUCUGCGAGUAUCAGGUCCGCGGAGAUCUAGUCUGAGCAGAGAGACAGAAGUUCAGAUAUGUAUGUACUCUCUCUCGCAGAUAUGCUCGCUGAUGUGUUGCAAGUACGGCGCAUGUUCCAGGUCCCCGUACACGAUGCGAUACGGAUAAAGGAAGGGCAGUCUUCUCCUUGAUAUGUCGCGUGAUGGCCCCGUGCGCUCUUCAUCCAGGGCCUGUCCAUCGCGAGUGUCUGCGGAUCAUCUACAACCCGAAGAGCCCAAGAACAAUUGGGUGCUGAAAAAUACGGAAUCGCGUACAGCCCACUUCGUUCAGCAGAGGUGUUCAGUGCGGUCCAUAUUGACUUGAUUCGUCGCGUAGAUCUGUCCGCCCGGCAUCGGUAUUUUCAAUAUUCCCCAGACGCUCAAUGCCAUUUGGCAAAUUUGCUUUCUUACACAUGAAAUAAGAUCUCUGAACUUCUACGGAACGCUCGUGCGUUCUUGUCCGUUGCGAAUCGUACAACGGAUCCAAAAUGCUCAGCAGACAGGCACGCACAGCUGAUGCGGUCACUCCGCUUGGUUUUUCCUUCCGCACUCCGUCGCAUUCCAACUACAACCCAGCGAUCAAAUGGCGCUAGAUCCUGCGCAGUCGGACUCCCUACUCAGAAACGCAAAAGGACGCUUCCAGCCUAUAUCUUCGAUCGACUGAGUUACGGGAAACAAAGCUCAAAGUGCGUCGUUAGAGAACUGUGGACGACUAUCAGCCGGCCAGCAGACACUGGACACCAGUGCAUCCGCGUCGCAAAAGGUCCGAGGACAGUUGAUGCGGGUCAUGUGAUCCGACCAGACCGUAUCCGCUUUGGCCUUUCCACCAUCGAUACCCCGCAGUGGAACCGAAACGCAACAAUCAAGGAGGACAUACAUAAAUACUGCGUCUAAAUACUACAUUCAAUGCGACGAUGCAUCACAACGGAUUAUUCCGGAUGGCCAGCGACGCGCGAUCGUCGCCGUCUCACACCUCCAGAAACGAAGUCUGCGACGGAACAGACUGAUGUUGGAGCUGCUGGUUGCUGCGCGCAGCGAGGAUAUCGACCCGCGGCCGCCAGACGGCCGACCCGGAUCGCGUCCGAUGGGCCGCGGCCGGGCUGUCCGGACCCACGACGAGUUCGGCGCUGUCGGCAUCUGAUGCGGACAGCCGCGUCGUCGUCCGGGCGAGGGGGGAGUACACAGUGUACGGGUAGUGGGGGUAACGGGCGGCAGAGGACCGGCUCUGCGAUCGCAGGUGCGUCAGCUCAGGCAUGCUGACUGGGCUCUGCAGCGGGAGAUUUGGCGGACGGGGGCGGUUGGGGAGACUGGCGUAGCUGGGCGUAUUGCUGUCAUGCGAGGCUGGACUGCGCGCAGUUGCUGCCCAUGUCGUCCGGUCGGUGCUGUGCGGGAGCCCGGGUCCGGCGGGUCGAUGAGGUAGCCGUUCGCGUGCCUGGGACCCACGGCGGCGGUAGAGGACGACACAGACGACGAUGACGAGGAAGAUGAGUGCUGCGCCCCCGAUUGCACCGCCCAGCUCUGCGCCGAGGAGCUCGGGUGUGGCUAGGAGCCGUGGAGCGAGCAUGGCCCGGGGCCAUACACGAUGGGCGGGAGCCGUGUUGAGAGAGCGCCUGGCCGGGUGGUGCGAAGAAGGUGAGUUAAAGACGGUGACGAACGGGAGAGCAUACACACCUCGUCAGAGCAGCGUAGACAGAGUCACAGCAGAUACCAUCGCGGCGAGCUGCUGUUUCAGACGUUUUACCCCGAAGACACAGCUCCGGAAGUGAUUGGAGCUGACGACAGACUGGGCCUACGUCAGAGCGCUGUUCUGCUGGAGAAAAAGAAGCAGACGGACGGGUAGGAACCGACACGUCACCGCUAUCCAGUGAGAGUUUGUUGCACGGUUUGGGAAGCUCAUCAGCAGAGCCAUGAGAUGCCAACCCGAGAAGCAUCUCUCCGGAACAUGGUCGGUGGACCGCCAGCCUGUUUCUGUCUAUAAGGAUGAAUCGGGGAGGAGCCGGUGCAAUGGAGCAGCGCACUGAGAACGGCGGCGCGAUCCUUGGCUGCCGCUGGCUCUCCUGCUACUAUGCAGACGAGGGGGUCGCCUUGAUCUAGCCCCCGGUGCAAGUUCAGUGACAGAUCCGACUCCGGGAACUUGGCCAAUGCCACAAAGCCCCCGGAGUCUGCCGAAGAUUGGCGCCAUGAGGGGGAGGGGAUGCAGCUGAGAAGCAGGGCCGUACGUGAACUUAUACAUACCAUUCAUCCCGUUCUCAGUGGCUGCCUUCGCGCAUCCACUUCGACAGACACUUUGCACUGUGCACUGUCGCACCCGGCGCAUGGCGAUAUGUCAUGGUGAUAUGUUCUCGUCUACUCGUCGUCUGCCCAACACAAGCGCGGGGCGGAGCGGGG
Mycena citricolor is the source of this 4330-nucleotide messenger RNA. Lineage: Eukaryota; Fungi; Basidiomycota; Agaricomycetes; Agaricales; Mycenaceae. The record is from the annotation of a GenBank genome assembly.